CUCACUCUCUCACUGUUCAUUCUCUCUCUCUCUCUCUCUCUCUAUCUCUUUGUAUUUCACACACACACUCUCACAAAUAAAAAUCAAAUGCCACGAAAACAAAAUCCACUGAAAUUAAAUUUCCCACGAGACCAUUGAAAGCAACUUUGUUGUUGUGGUGCUGUUGGUGUUGGUGUGUGGGUGCUUUCAAAAUCAGAAUCUCUUUUCACACACCGAUACUUGUUCUUCUUCUUCUUUGAAGAACCCAAAAAAGCCUCUCUCUCUCUCUGUGAGAGAUUUUGUGUGUUUUUUAUUGGAUAAUUUUUUUGUAUGUGUAAUUUAGAUUUGGAGGCAGAGCAUUUGGGAAUAAUGCGGGAGAGCCAGCGAUUUUUGGUGGUUUUAAACCCGAUCGGAAAAUCGCCGGCGAUUUGAUGGAAUCGGAGCUCUUGGAGUUUGAGUUUUUCGCGAUAUUGAAACUUCAUGGAGGUAAUGAUUUGGUGUGGCACAUGUACGGUACCCAGAUUUCGAUUCCUUACCAAGCUUCGCUUCGCCAUCGUUAUUUACGAGAUUUUCUUGAUUUUGGUAUGGUUGGACGCUGCUAGUGGAAAAUUCCUAGAGCAUCAACAGCAAUGGCAAGGCCUAGAACGGGAAAACGAGGAAAACAUUGCAUCACACUCUUGUAUCCAUGACCAGAUAAUUGAACAGAGGCGGCGACCUGGUCUCAAGGUUUAUUCCGUUACCCCACAAGUUUAUAAGGAGUCAGAUACCUCAAAACCACUUCAUCAGAAAGGUAGGGCAUUGCUUGAACUUCCCAAAUCCCCUGUGAGGAAAAAGGAUGCGAAGCAGCCUAUUAGAAUAUAUUUAAAUUAUGAUGCCGUUGGCCACUCGCCAGACAGAGAUUGUCGACGUGUUGGUGAUGUUGUGAAGCUUGGUGAGCCUCCUGCGACUAUUCAUCCCAGGUCUCCUUCUUGCAAUCCUCAUGGUGAGCCUCCAAUUUUUGGUGACUGCUGGUAUAACUGCACCUUGGAUGAUAUUUCUGGGGAGGACAAAAAGCAUCGUCUUCGCAAGGCUUUGGGUCAGACAGCGGACUGGUUCAGGAGAGCCCUAUCUGUUGAGCCUGUGAAAGGGAAUCUGCGGUUAAGUGGAUAUUCUGCCUGUGGACAAGAUGGAGGAGUACAGCUUCCACGUGAAUAUGUUGAAGAUGGUGUUGCUGAUGCUGACUUGGUUCUUUUGGUGACUACAAGACCUACCACUGGCAACACUCUUGCGUGGGCAGUAGCAUGUGAACGUGAUCAAUGGGGCCGUGCUAUUGCUGGACAUGUGAAUGUUGCUCCUCGCCAUUUGACAGCUGAAGCAGAGACUUUACUUUCAGCCACUCUCAUACAUGAGGUUAUGCAUGUUCUUGGUUUUGAUCCCCAUGCCUUUGCUCAUUUUAGGGAUGAAAGGAAAAGACGACGUAGUCAGGUUACAGAACAAAUUAUGGAUGAAAAGCUUGGACGGAUAGCAACACGUGUGGUGCUUCCACGUGUUGUAAUGCACUCCCGAUAUCAUUAUGGGGCAUUUUCUGAGAAUUUUACUGGUUUAGAGCUAGAAGAUGGAGGAGGACGCGGCACAUCAGGAUCUCACUGGGAAAAAAGACUUCUGAUGAAUGAAAUUAUGACGGGUUCAGUGGAUACAAGAUCAGUAGUUUCAAAAAUGACACUUGCUUUAUUAGAAGAUAGUGGAUGGUACAAGGCUAAUUAUAGUAUGGCAGACCGUCUUGAUUGGGGUCGCAACCAAGGAACUGAAUUUGUCACCUCCCCUUGCAAUCUCUGGAAGGGGGCAUACCAUUGCAACACAACGCAGUUGUCAGGCUGUACAUAUAACAGGGAGGCAGAGGGUUACUGCCCUAUCGUAAGUUAUAGCGGAGAUCUCCCUCAGUGGGCUCGUUACUUUCCGCAGGCUAACAAAGGUGGGCAGUCCUCGUUGGCUGAUUAUUGUACGUACUUUGUUGCUUACUCUGAUGGAUCAUGUACAGACACUAACAGUGCACGAGCACCGGACAGAAUGCUGGGUGAAGUGCGGGGGGGUAACUCUAGGUGUAUGGCCUCGUCAUUAGUGCGUACAGGGUUUGUACGUGGUACUAUGACCCAAGGAAAUGGUUGUUAUCAGCACAGGUGCAGUAAUAACUCACUAGAGGUUGCCGUGGAUGGUAUGUGGAAAGUAUGUCCGGAAGCUGGUGGACCAAUUCAGUUCUUGGGCUUUAAUGGUGAAUUGAUCUGCCCUGCAUACCAUGAGCUAUGUAGUACAGGCCCAGUUGUUGGAUCUGGGCAUUGUCCCAAUUCGUGUACUUUCAAUGGAGACUGUGUUGAUGGAAGGUGUCAUUGCUUUCUAGGGUUUCAUGGUCACGAUUGUAGUCAACGAACCUGCCCAAGCAAUUGUAAUGGGCAUGGCAAAUGCCUCUUUAAUGGGGUUUGUAAAUGUGAAAACGGAUACACAGGCAUUGACUGCUCCACUGCCAUUUGCGAUGAACAAUGCAGCCUUCAUGGAGGGGUCUGUGAUAAUGGAGUCUGUGAAUUCCGUUGUUCAGACUAUGCAGGUUACACAUGCCAAAACAGCUCCAUGCUCUCCUCUAGUCUUUUAGUUUGUAAAAAUGUGCUCGAAAGUGAUAUAUCUGGACAGCACUGUGCACCUAGUGAACCAAGCAUACUGCAGCAGCUAGAGGAAGUCGUUGUGAAGCCCAACUACCACCGAUUGUUCCCUGGUGGUGCCAGGAAGUUAUUUAAUUUCAUUGGCAGCAGCUACUGUGAUGCAGCAGCUAAGCGCCUUGCGUGCUGGAUCUCAAUCCAGAAGUGUGACAAUGAUGGUGACGACAGGCUUCGUGUAUGCCAUUCUGCAUGUCAGUCGUAUAAUUUAGCAUGUGGAGCAUCACUUGACUGCUCAGACCAAACCCUCUUCAGUAGUGAGGAGGAAGGUGAGGGGCAGUGCACUGGCUCCGGGGAAAUGAAACUCUCAUUGGUUGAUCGUGUGCUCAGUAUUUUCUUUAUGAGUAACAAUUCCUGGAAAGGAACGUCUGUAAAAAAUAGGCAGCUUUAGUUUUUCUGUUUUCCCCUUCUUUUUUGGGUUAAUUUUUUGGUCGGUUGUUCAAUUUGGGCUUGUAAUUUUCUAGGGUUUAUUGUAGGAAAAAAAGGUUUCAUGUAAAAGUCACAAGCCUUAGGUGUAGUGUUUCCUUCCACUUCGCCCAAUAUUAUGAGAAAUUGGGUGGGAAGGUUGCUUGGGCUUUCAAAGCUGAAAGCCACUUGUAGAGAAAGUUUGAGGGUAAAAAAAUGGAAAAAGAAAAAGAGAAAAAAAGAAAGAAAGAAAGCUUUGUUGAGUGAACAGAGCUUUUUGGCCGAAGGCCAUGAAUGAAAGUAAAGAAAAAGCUUCAUGUUGUAUUGUUUU
Molecule: messenger RNA, 3399 nt
Organism: Quercus lobata
Lineage: Eukaryota; Viridiplantae; Streptophyta; Magnoliopsida; Fagales; Fagaceae
Product: metalloendopeptidase / zinc ion binding protein
Exons: 17
Coding region: 460-3054 (864 amino acids)
Biological process (GO): proteolysis; cell adhesion
Cellular component (GO): membrane; cytoplasm
Molecular function (GO): metalloendopeptidase activity
Source: RefSeq, a predicted model, not a curated record